Acanthoscelides obtectus is the source of this 1395-nucleotide messenger RNA. The record is from the annotation of a GenBank genome assembly. Lineage: Eukaryota; Metazoa; Arthropoda; Insecta; Coleoptera; Chrysomelidae.
GUUAGGUUUUGUUUGUAGUUGGUAGUAGAUUUUAUCUAAAUUUGAUAACUAUAUAUCGUAAAUAUUGAUACAUAUUUUAUUUACGGUAUUUAUAUAUACCUUAGAUUCCUUAUCAUUAAUGAAUAAUAAAAAAGAAUAAUUUAUGAAUAUAUAUCUUUCAUUAUUCGUAUUUUUCUCUUUAUCUGAUAUCGAAGUAUUUUCAAAUGAUAACUUUCAUAAUAACUCGGAGGUACCAUCGCUAUUUCAAAGUGUUUCUCCAACCUUCUUACUCAAACAAUAACAAAAGCAAUAUGAGCACCAGUCCACACAUCUGUGAUAUAAAAACUUUUAUAUUUUUUGACACAGAAACAACAGGGCUACCUUUUUAUGAGAAUAACAAGACUCGUAUCAUUGAAUUAAGUUUAGUGGCUGUACAAGCAAAUCACCUAAGGCUUAGAGUAUAUCCGAGAGUCCAGAACAAGCUAAGCUUAUGUUUCAAUCCAUGGAAGUUAAUUUCAGCAGAGGCAGAAAAAAUUACAGGCUUGUCCAACUUUAAGCUAGAAGAACAACAAAAAUUCAAUGAAAGUACUGUGAAAAUGAUUAACAAUUUUAUAGAACACAAUAUGCAACCAGUUUGCCUUGUUGCACAUAAUGGUAAUAAUUUUGAUUUUCCUAUUUUGAGAAAAGAGAUAAACAAUACGAACAAACCUCUAGUUGAAGAUGUGUAUUGUAUCGAUACUCUUACAAUGCUUAGAGAUAUCAGCAAAGCAGGAUCUGAAACCUUAAAAUCUGAGGCCAACAGUUCCAACACUACAAAUGGAAUACCUUUUGAUUUAACUGACUCUCUGUUAAUAAGUAUAACAGAGGAAAUGGAAAAAACUAUUCCACCCAAGGUGGCUAAAGCACAGAGGACUAAUGAAACCACACCACAGAAGCAAAUAAUCAGAGAUGCUCCCCCUCUGAAGAAGUUGAAAGUCUUGAGUAGCAGAAAGCAACUCAACUUUGGUGAAAGCUUCAAAUUGAAUGAUGUAUACAAAAGCCUAACCAAUAAAGUUCCAGAAAACCAUCAUCAUGCUGAAGCAGAUGUACAGAUGUUGAUUGAAUGUGCUGCAGUCUUAGGAGAUGUAUUUGUAGACUGGGCUAAUAGAAAUGCUAGAAAAUUUUUAGAUAUACCUCCUAUGGCAAUUGGAAAAAAGAUAGGAAGAUGAAUUUUACUGAUUUUAUCAUAGAUUUUACAUGGGGUUUUCUCCACUUUUAUAUUGUACUGUUUUAAGAUGUCUUUUAUCUGUGUAACGCUUUACAAUUUUUUAUGUCACUGUUUUAAAUCUUAUUUUAUAUUCACAUAUUCAUAACUAAUUAUAAAGAACAUAAUAUUAUUAAUAUUUAUUUGGUUUUUAAAUAAAAUGUAUCUCAAAC